Messenger RNA from Pipistrellus nathusii (Nathusius's pipistrelle), 1443 nucleotides. The record is from the annotation of a GenBank genome assembly. NCBI's taxonomy places the organism in Eukaryota, Metazoa, Chordata, Mammalia, Chiroptera, Vespertilionidae.
AUGAGCACCACUACCGUCGUCCCCAGCACUGCGGGCCCGGGCCCGAGCGGCGGGCCGGGCGGCGGCGGCGGCGGCGGCGGCACCGAGGUGAUCCAGGUGACUAAUGUCUCCCCGAGCGCUAGCUCUGAGCAGAUGCGGACCCUCUUCGGUUUCCUAGGCAAGAUCGACGAACUGCGCCUCUUCCCGCCGGAUGAUUCACCUUUGCCGGUCUCAUCCCGUGUCUGCUUUGUUAAAUUCCAUGAUCCAGACUCGGCAGUUGUGGCUCAGCAUCUGACAAACACUGUAUUCGUUGACAGAGCAUUGAUAGUCGUACCAUAUGCAGAAGGAGUUAUUCCUGAUGAGACUAAGGCUUUGUCUCUGUUGGCACCAGCUAAUGCAGUGGCAGGUCUUCUGCCUGGUGGUGGACUCCUGCCUACUCCUAACCCACUUACCCAGAUUGGCGCUGUUCCAUUGGCUGCUUUGGGAGCUCCUACUCUUGAUCCUGCCCUUGCUGCACUUGGGCUUCCUGGAGCAAACUUGAACUCUCAGUCUCUUGCUGCAGAUCAGCUGCUGAAGCUUAUGAGUACUGUUGAUCCCAAAUUGAAUCAUGUAGCUGCUGGUCUUGUUUCACCAAGUCUGAAAUCAGAUACCUCUAGUAAAGAAAUAGAGGAAGCCAUGAAAAGAGUACGAGAAGCACAGUCCCUAAUAUCUGCUGCCAUAGAACCAGAUAAAAAAGAAGAAAAACGAAGGCACUCAAGGUCAAGAUCACGCUCCAGGAGGAGGAGGACUCCUUCAUCUUCCAGACACAGACGGUCAAGAAGCAGAUCUAGAAGGCGGUCACAUUCUAAGUCAAGGAGUAGGCGACGAUCCAAAAGUCCUAGAAGGAGAAGAUCUCAUUCCAGAGAGAGAGGGAGAAGAUCAAGGAGUACAUCCAAAAACAGAGACAAAAAGAAAGAAGACAAAGAAAAGAAACGUUCCAAAACACCACCAAAAAGUUACAGCACAGCCAGACGGUCCAGAAGUGCAAGCAGAGAGAGACGACGUCGACGAAGCAGGAGUGGCACAAGAUCUCCUAAAAAGCCCAGGUCUCCGAAAAGAAAACUGUCUCGCUCACCGUCCCCUAGGAGGCAUAAAAAGGAGAAGAAGAAAGAUAAAGAAAAAGAAAGAGGCCGAGAUGAACGAGAACGAUCAACAAGCAAGAAGAAGAAAAGUAAAGAUAAAGAAAAGGACCGGGAAAGAAAGUCUGAGAGUGAUAAAGAUGUAAAACAGGUUACACGGGAUUAUGAUGAAGAGGAACAGGGGUAUGACAGCGAGAAAGAGAAAAAAGAAGAGAAGAAACCAGCAGAACCAGUUUCCCCCAAAACAAAAGAAUGUUCUGUGGAAAAGGGAACUGGUGAUCCCCUGAGAGAAUCCAAAGUGAAUGGUGAUGAUCAUCAUGAAGAAGACAUGGAUAUGAGUGACUGA